This is a messenger RNA of Diospyros lotus (date-plum), 515 nucleotides long. RefSeq names its product anaphase-promoting complex subunit 13. Gene Ontology annotation, biological process: protein K11-linked ubiquitination. The coding region runs from base 84 to 278 and encodes 64 amino acids. Gene Ontology annotation, cellular component: anaphase-promoting complex. The transcript is spliced from 4 exons. The record is from RefSeq and is a predicted model, not a curated record. Lineage: Eukaryota; Viridiplantae; Streptophyta; Magnoliopsida; Ericales; Ebenaceae.
GUAGAAAUCAACCAAUUCCCAGGCUCCUUCGCAAUCCACUCAAACCCUCGGCAGAAGGAUACUAACCAGAAUAGGAAUUGGCCAUGGCGGAGAAACUGAGCUUGGGCAUUCUCAUAGACAUUGUGGAUGAGGAAUGGAUGCGGGACACUCUUCCACAUGAUGAUCUCCAGUUGCCAGAAGUGAAUGUUUCUCGAGCUGAUGACACUGAAGACUCUAAUGUGGAAAAUCAACAAGCUGAUGCAAAUACUUGGCAUGAUCUUGCUUUGGGAACUCAAUGAGACUCAGCGGGCUUGAAUUCUAGUAGUAACCAAAAAGGGCUUGACCAUAUGAUAUGGAUCUUGAUAAUACGUGCACGCUUUAAUCGGAUGUAGUAGUUGCAUUCUUCCUUUUUUGGUUUUGGCCCAAUUUGGCUGUUGGGCUCGAGUGUAUCCUGCUUGUUAUGAUUGACUAUAACAGAACUAGUUUCUCCAGUUUGAAUGCCAUCUUUAACUCUGGAAGAUUAGAUUUUUGGUUCA